This is a messenger RNA of Racocetra persica, 458 nucleotides long. NCBI's taxonomy places the organism in Eukaryota, Fungi, Glomeromycota, Glomeromycetes, Diversisporales, Gigasporaceae. The record is from the annotation of a GenBank genome assembly.
AAAAUAUUAUAAUUUUUAAAAACAUUACAAAUGAUUUUAUAUAUAAAAUUAAUAAUUGUCCUGAUAAAGAAUUUUAUCAAGAACUUAAACCUGGAAUUGAUAAAUUAUGUUCUUCUUGUUAUAAUAAAAUUGCAGACUCUUAUCAACAAGGAAUAUCUACAAUAAACAGAGUUAGAAGAUUAGAUAAUUUAAUUCAAAUUAAUGAAACUAAUACUUUUAUGGAUUUAGUAGAAAUUGAUGAAUUUAAUACUUCAAUAUCUAAUGAAAAUAAUAGAUCUAAUAGUCCUAUAACUUUAAUAAAAACUAAUAAUUUAGUAAAUUUAAUAGAAUUAAUUGAAAUUCAAAAAAAAGAAUUAACUGAAAAUGAUUUAAUUGAAAUUAAUCAACAAUUUGUAGAUAUUAAAGUUGAUAUAACUGAUAAUAUAAUUUCAAUGGAUAAAAAAAUUUUAAUCAAUUAA